Patiria miniata (bat star) is the source of this 6042-nucleotide messenger RNA. It is a transcript of the gene thoc2, whose product is annotated as THO complex subunit 2-like. Gene Ontology annotation, molecular function: mRNA binding. The record is from RefSeq and is a predicted model, not a curated record. Gene Ontology annotation, cellular component: THO complex part of transcription export complex. The transcript has 35 exons. NCBI's taxonomy places the organism in Eukaryota, Metazoa, Echinodermata, Asteroidea, Valvatida, Asterinidae. Gene Ontology annotation, biological process: mRNA export from nucleus; mRNA processing. The coding region runs from base 69 to 4946 and encodes 1625 amino acids.
GCUACCAGUCUGUUAACAUCGGGAGUGACGUCACUAGAUACAUCCGGGUACUCAAAUAAUUCUCCAAGAUGGCGCAGUUUGAGGACCUCGGAGAGCUCUGUAAAUCCUGGGAGAAAGCGGGCCGAAAUGAGUUCCUGAAGCAGUGCCGUUCACACGUGGCUGCAGCUUCCAAUGAUGGCGUUCUGUCAGCCAACACUCAAGGACUGCGUGAUGCCCUGUAUGGUUUUAUACGCCAGUGUCUACAGGGCGCCGUCCAGCCAGAUGUCGCAGCAGCUGCCCUCGGCGAAGUCUCACACAUGCACGCUGGAGUGAGUUCUCUCAUAGCAGACAUCUUCAGCAUCGUAGAUAUCGAAACCACGUGUCUGGAGACCAAACCAGAGACUGAUGCGGAGACUAAGUCGGAAAGAGAGAACAUGCUUGAACUACUCAAGAAGUGUAAGGUUUUUCUGACGGAACCUGUACUCAAGGAACGCAUGGAGUAUGAAACCCUUGGUGAAGUCAAAAUCAUCAAGAAAGACACUUUCAAGCAGAAAUAUGUCCGACUCAAAACCAAAGUAUUUUACAAGCAGCAGAAGUUCAAUCUUCUACGUGAGGAGAGUGAGGGGUACAGCAAGCUAGGGGCAGAGCUAGCCCAGGUCAACUCCAGCCAGAGCAACCAUGAACAGCUGCUGGAGAGCAUCAAGUCGCUCAUAGGUUGCUUUGAUCUGGACCCCAAUCGAGUGCUAGACAUUAUACUGGAGGCCUUUGAAUGCGCCCCACACUUGGACAACCUGUUUGCUCCACUGCUGCAGAACUACAUGUGUGAGCCGAUGACAAUAUGCCACGUCUUAGGGUUCAAGUUUCACUUCUUCAAGGAAGAGAAUAUCACUACUCCAGAGUCUCUGCACAGACUAGCUGCGUUACUACUACAACAUGAACUGGUUGGCCUAGAUGACCUAUAUCCACAUCUGAUGCCAGCUGACACAGAUAUCAUACAGAACUACAAGAAGUCCAUCACGGAGGCUCGUCAGUUUGCCCGCAAGAUGACCAUCGUCCUCCUGUCCGACCGAGAGAAGGAGGAAGAGGAAGCAGAGAAGGAGAAGAAAGAGAACAAAGACGAUAAGCCUGCUGAUAAUCAGAAGCUAGGCCUGAUUGAAGCCAUGCUGAGGAUUGGGGACUGGUCCCACGCCAAGCAGCUGAUGGACAGACUGCCGCAGUACUGCGCUGUGGCUAAUCUCCCCGUGGCCAGUGCCCUAUGUGACCUGGUCGGUGCGCUGAUUGACCCCCUGUACAAACAGUAUGGUAUGCCCAAGGGCGCCAAGAGCAAAAUCCUCACCCCUCCGGCAGGCUGCAAGUCCGUCACCGUCCCAACCAAAAUCCUGGACCUUAGUCCCACCUUCAGGAUGUGCAACUACCUGGGGGCCUAUGCGGGCUGCCAGCCGGCUUUACUCUGGAAGCUGGUCCGACUGGGCAAGGUCCUCAUGAGCAAGAAAGCCUCGGCCAGGGAAUCAGAAAAGGAACAGUGGGAGGAAGUCUACCGUAAUUUGCUGUCGUUGAUUGAAGGGAGUCUACUGCCCUCUAUGAGCACACUAGACAACAACGCAUGUCUGUCUGAGGAGAUGUGGACCCUACUCAAACUCAUGCCAUACAACAUCAGAUACUGUCUGUAUGGGCGAUGGAAGAACAACACCUAUGCCGUCCACCCUCCCCUGAUCCGGAUCAAAGCAGUGAUCACGGACCGUGCCAAGUACAUCAUGAAGCGAUUGACUAAGGAUAACGUCAAACCCCUUGGCCGACAGAUUGGCAAACUCAGCCACGUCAACCCGGGCAUCCUAUUUGAAUAUGUUUUAUCUACCAUCCAGCGCUAUGAUAACUUCAUCGGCCCUGUGGUAGAUUCCUUGAAGUAUCUCACCUCCCUGUCUUACGAUGUGCUGGCGUACUGUGUGAUUGAAGCGCUAGCAAACCCAGAGAAGGAACGCAUGAAGCACGACGACACCAAUCUCUCAUUAUGGAUCCAGAGUCUGGCGAGUUUCUGCGGCACCAUGUUCCGCAAGUACAACAUCGAGCUGACGGGCCUCCUGCAGUAUGUGACCAAUCAGCUGAAGGCUGGCAAGAGCUACGACCUGCUGAUCCUGCGGGAGAUCAUCGUCAAGAUGGCGGGGAUCGAGAUCACGGAGGAGAUGACCCCGGAUCAGCUGGACGCGCUUGCCGGAGGGGAACUGCUCAGAGCUGAGGGUGGCUACUUUUCCCAGGUGCGCAACACCAAGAAGUCCUCUCAGAGGCUGAAGGAUGCGUUCCUGACAGACCACCUGGCGGUGGCGCUCUGCAUGCUGAUGUCACAGGAACGGUUCAAUGUGGUCUUCAAGAGCGGCACGGACGGCCACGUCAAGCUACUGGGCCAGCUGCAUGACCAGUGUCAAGACACCCUGGUCCAGAUGGGGGGCUUCCUGGCCAACCAGCUUGGCACGGAGGACUACACCAAGCAUCUCCCUGCCCUGUCCACUAUGGUCACCGAGUACCAUAUCACCCCGGAAUGUGCCUUCUUUCUGUACAGACCCAUGUGUACACAUGCAAUCAAUUCUAAAUUUGAUGAACUACGCAAGCAAGAACGUUCGGCCAACAACAGCUCGAAACUCAACAGCCAACAGAAGAUGCAGUGCUACGUCAACGCUGUGCAGGCAGUAUUGGCCUCGUUAGUGGAGAGCGUACGGGCGUUGCAUAUACCCAAAGUUUGGGACGAUAUAAGUCCACAGUUCUACUGCACAUUCUGGACCCUGUCCAUGUACGAUCUCUAUGUCCCCAACGUUAGCUACGACAAAGAGGUCAACAAGAUUCGAACCCAGGUCAACAGCUUCGAUGACAUGGCUUCAACUAAGCGGAAGAAAGAGCGAGAGCGCCACAACAUGAUCAUGGACAAACUACGGGAUGAGGAGAAGAAACAAGCGGAGCACUGCGGUAGGGUACUGGCACGGCUCAAGAGCGAAUGUGAAAACUGGUUCACUGCAAGGUCUACCAAGAACGAGACCAUCACCCAGUUCCUGCAGCUGUGUAUCUUCCCCCGGUGCUGCUUCACGGCCAGCGACGCCCUGUACUGUGCCAGGUUUGUCCUGACUGUUCACCAACUCAAGACACAAAACUUCUCAACGUUACUGUGCUAUGAUCGGGUUUUUCAAGACAUCACCUACACCUUGGCCAGCUGUACGGAGAAUGAGGCCAGCCGGUACGGUCGGUUCCUGUGUGAGAUGCUGAAGACGGUCCAGAGAUGGCACAGCGACAAGUCCAUCUAUGAGAAGGAAUGUGGAAACUACCCUGGCUUUGUGACGGUGCUGAGAGCCAGCGGGACUGAGUCCAGCAACAAGGCCGACCAGCUGGACUAUGAGAACUUCAGACAUGUCUGUCACAAGUGGCAGUACAAACUCACCAAGGCGGUGGUGUCCUGUCUAGAAUCCAAGGAUUAUACUCAGAUCAGGAACACGCUGAUUCUCCUAACAAAGAUUUUAGUGUUCUUUCCCCUGGUGCUGAACCUCAGUGUGGUCUUGGAGAAGCGAGUGGAUAAGAUCAGAACGGAGGAGAAGGAUAAACGGCCAGACCUGUUUGCUCUAGCUAUGGGGUACUCUGGACUGUUGAAAGGUCGUAAGCCACACAUGAUAGCCGAAGAUCAGUUUCACUCCAAAGACACCAAGUCGCAAUCCGCAUCCACAGGCACUGCCAAGAAGCCAUCGGCUCCGAACCAGGUCACUCCCUCAGGAAACACAACAGCCUCUGCCGACAAAGCAGACUCAGCAGCUGUCUCAGGCAGGGAAUCCUCAGUGUCCUCCCAGGAGAGAACGUCAGGUACCAGACCGUCCAGCAACCAUCCUUCCGCGUCGGCCAAGAAGUCUGGUAGCUCCAGCAAUAGCAGCAGCCCUGUAGUCGUCAAAUCAGAACCAAGAUCCGAGACGAAAAGCCACCAGGAUGAGAGGAAAGAGGACAAAGGUCCCCGAGAGGUCAAAGUUCGCAGCGAGGACAAAGGUCAGAAGGACGACAAGAGCAAGAACCACAAGGACAAAGUGCGGAGGAAAGAGGAGAAGACCCCUAGGUCGGAGAAGAGCUCGUCAGAGGAGGCGAAGAAGGAGUCGCGAAAGAGCAGCAGCAAAGAGAUUGAUAAGACACCCAAGAGCAGCGAUGAAGGGAAGCACCGGGACAAUGACAAGGACAGGCUAGAAAAAAGAGCUCCCUCUUCCGACCGCGGUCAAGACAAGAGCCACAAGUCCAAGCGGACGUCAGCUGGUGUAGAAGUUGAGGCAAGAGAGGACAAGAGGAGCAGCAGCGAGAGGCUGCAGAGAGGGGAGAGCAUAGCCUCCAACUCCAGCCAGGCAUCCUCUGGGGCUGGGUCACGCAGGGUGUCCCCUGGAAAGGAGGCUACUGAAAGGGAGCACAAACGACGCAAGGUGGGCCACCAAUCUCCAACUGUAUCCCAUGUACAAGAAAAGACAAAGGAAGGCGAAAGGGACUCACAUGAUCGUAGUGAGAGAGACCGGGAAAGCCGACGGGACAAAGACAAGAAGACUGCGGAGAAGAAACGAGACCAUUCAGAGGGGGAGCGAGAAGGAGGCCAUGAUUCUAAGAGAAGGAAAGACGAAGAAUCGGGCGGCAGAAAAUCAUCAUCUUCUCCCAGCUCAAGGGAGGAGAAAGAUCGGCAGAAGACGCCCAAGACAAGUAGCAGUCGACCCUCGAGCUCAGGAGAUGCUGCUGUCAAUGGAGAGAGGUCAUCCAGUGCCAAAAAGGACACCCCCAAGGAACGAGAGCGGGACAGCUCCAAGUCCCGUAAAGAAGGCCGUGGGGAAGACAGCAGCACAGACAAGGUCUCCAAGAGGGAGUCCCGCGGUGAAGACGGACGGAAAGAGGAAAUGCGAAAGAGCAAACGAGACAACAAAGAAGAAGAGGAAGACAGACAUCAUUCCAGCUCCCGCAAGAGACGGCCUUGAUGAUUGGCUGCCGUGAAGUCAUGAAUAUUCAAGACUUCAUGAAUCGGAGUGUAGAAAGGUCACAGUGGAAAUGCUAACUGAAUUAUUUGACAGACGGACAAUCGGAAAACUGUUUAAACAAUCUGCACUGUUUGCACCCAUAACUUGACUCUGUGCAGCUGGUUUACACAUUUUUAAUCAUUAGAACUUGAGAAACGAAUCAAACAGGGCCGUUAUGUAGCUAUAGUGUGCCAGGAUUUGAAGACACACCUCCCUCCCACCUUGUCUCCACCCCUCUCCAUAAUUUGUCUUAACCCCUUGAUAGCGGGUUUUUUAAGCAUCACUGCACAGGCUUACACGCAUCACUGCACAGAGCCUUUGUGCAGUAUUAGCACUGCACUGCCGGUCAUAUGCCUAGCAGCUGCCCAGCAGCUGCCCACAGACCAAAUACCACAGGCUGACCAUAGCAUUCCAGAGCGGGUAUAGCCAUCAGCCAGCGUCAAGGGGUUCAGGCUGGCCCUGCUGAAUCCAACAAUGUUGUGUAUUUCUUUCAAUGACCGAGCAGUCAACAAAGGUGCUUUGUUUCUAGUUGAUGGGUUCCAUUGAAUUCAACUGGCUUUAACACUAAUUGUUAGUGUCAGCAAGUUUGUGUUCUUAAUUAUGUCGGCAAGUUCUCACACUAUUGUUGAAUUCCUUAGGAUUCGGCCAGCUUUCACAUACAUGUGCUGAAACAAUUUUCACAUUGUGACAGGUUUCGUUGGAGUCAGCAAACUUGAAAUUUGUGUUGCUGGAUUCUGCCAGCUUUCGUACUCAUUGUGUUGGUAAAUUUAGUUCCAUUCUGCAAUGUACCAGUAAUAUUCUUGAAGAAAAGUUAAUUUAUUGGUCAAGACAGUUUGAAUUUUAUUUUAUAAAAAUUUGGAGACCGUCGUAUCAAUGAUGAUUUUGUAUAAUUACAUUAUGUAAACAAUGGUGAAAUGUGGGAUUACGAGGCAAAAUGUUUAUCGUGAAGAAAUCUUGUAUUUGAAAAAAAAAAUGAGAUUGUGGUGUACAUGAGAGUGUUGUUUUUCUUUGUUUUCUGGGAUUUUAUUUUAUAAUAAAGAGAAAUCUACACUGAAAA